CCGAGCCGGAAGCGCGGAGCCGGAACUUUGUCUUCUUCACUUCCUCCAGCGCCGGGGAGCGUAGGUGGCCGGUGAGGCUGUGGUGAGCUUGGGGGCGGGCGCUCCCGCGGAGCACUCCCUAAAAUCUGGGCUACCUGACCACUAUGGCAUCAAGAAAUCUCUGGUAUGUGAGAAGUAACUUUCUGUUUGGUUCAAGAUGUUGGAUGAUUCGAUAUUCAGCAGAAAUCUUCCUCAAGUCAGUUUCAUUGAGGCCUUUCAGUGUGAAAUGUGCCAAUGCAGAAAAUGAGGACCUGCUGAACAACCUACUCACUAUGGGAGUUGAUAUUAGCAAGGCAAGGAAGCGGCAGCCUGGAGUUUUUAGAAGAAUGGUCACAAAUGAGCAAGAUUUGAAGAUGUUUCUUCUGUCCAAAGGAGCUAGUGAGGAAAUGAUUGCUAGCAUCAUAUCCAGAUACCCACGAUCCAUAACACGUACUUCUGAGAAUCUUUCAAAGAGGUGGGAUCUGUGGAGAAUGAUUAUGACAUCAGACCUUGAAAUUGUAAAUAUUUUGCAGCGUUCUCCUGAGUCCUUUUUCCGAUCUAAUAACAACCUAAACUUGGAGAAUAAUAUAAAGUUCCUCUACACAGUUGGAUUGACUCGUAAGUGUCUUUGUCGAUUGUUGACCAGUGCCCCUCGUACCUUCUCCAAUAGUCUUGAUUUGAAUAAACAGAUGGUUGAAUUUUUACAGGAAGUAUGUUUGUCCUUGGGUCACAAUGAUCCCACAGAUUUUGUCAAAAAGGUAAUUUCUAAAAAUCCUUUCAUCUUAAUUCAGAGCAUCAAACGAGUAAAAACUAACAUUGAAUUUUUACAGUCAACUUUCAACUUGAACAAGGGGGAACUGCUGCUUCUGAUAUGUGGUCCAGGAGCUGGAAUCCUAGACCUUUCCAAUGACUAUGCCCAAAAAAACUACACAAAUAUCAAAGAGAAGCUGUUGUCUCUUGGAUGUACUGAUGAAGAGGUACAGAAAUUUGUCUUAAGCUAUCCAGAUAUGAUCUACUUAGCAGAGAAAAAGUUCAAUGAUAAAAUAGACAACCUCAUACAAGAGAACAUUCAUGUUUCACAAAUACUUGAAAAUCCUAGGAUUCUGGACUCAAGCCUAAGUACUUUAAAGACUCGAAUCAAAGAAUUGGUAGUUGCUGGGUAUGACUUGAGUUCAUCAAACAUUGCUCUUUUAUCCUGGAGUCAAAAACGAUAUAAAACUAAAAUGAAAAAAUUAUAUGGGUAGAAUUUUAAAAGUCUUCUAGUGAUACUUAAUUUUGAACUUGGGUGGGGAGUUGACUCAGCAGUUAAAGAACACUUGCUGUGCAAGUGUAAGGACCUGAAAGGGCCUACUUGCCCUGUGUUUGAGUCCCCAAAACCUAUAUAAACAGCUGGAUGUGACCACUCAGUCUUGUAAGAAGCUGAGACUGGAGAAUUGUUGGAGCUGUCUGGUUAGCCAGUCUGACUGGGAAAUGGCAGACCAGGUUGUGUGAGAAACUUGUGUAAAGGAAACAAUACAAAAGGUGAUAGAGGAGGACACCUAAUGUUCUUCUCUGACCUUCGUAUCCCAUACACAUGGGGCACAUGCAUCUAUGCACACGUGCAUAUACUGCACAUUACAAACACAUAAAGUUCUGUGAAGUAAAGAUAAUAAUAAACGAGUUUUUUUUUUUUUUUUAAAGAACAUACUUUGUAUGGAUGCAUUAUGUGUUGGUCCACCUUUUCCCUCUUGCCUGCCCCCAUUCCAUUGUGGGCCCUCCUCAGUGGGGUUGCUGGUAUUCCCUAUGGGGUGUGGGUUAUGCAUUGUGAGAGCAGCAGUCAGAUACCUGGGGAGCACAAUGCCUUUAGGUGUGCCAUCCCAACCUGUGGCUUUUACAAUCUUUCUACCCCCUCUUCUGCAAAAUUCUUUGAGCCGUGGUGGGUGGGUUUUAAGUCUACUUCAAUGAUAAGCUCUCAGGAGCCUCUGGACUUCUGCUUUGGUAAGUGUUGAGUAUCCUCAGCAUCUGUCUCCUUCACCCUAGUGCUGAUUUUCAGGUUCACCAUGGAAACAGCACUCCUGCUCAUCUCCCCAGUUCCUCUCUGGUUUCACCUAGGCCUAGGCUAAAGUGUGAGGGUGGUUUGUCUCCUCAGGUCUUGCUACCUUCUUAAAAAGAAAAUCAGAUUCUCCAAUGGAGAAUGAAGUCAACAUAGGUUAAAUGGGAUAAGCAUUGUUAAUUUAGGGAGAUUUUGAUGGAUGUAGUCCCUGUUUUAGCCAGAUACUAGUGGGGGCUUGUUGGAGAACAUAAUAUUUAUCUCCAUAGGAUUCUGACCUGGUUCCCAGUUCCAGCUAUGGGUUCCUUUCCAUUAAGCAGGUCUUUUAGCCAAUCAGAAAGCCAUUGGUUACCCACCAUGGCUUUGUGCCACCAUUGCACU
Molecule: messenger RNA, 2428 nt
Organism: Jaculus jaculus (lesser Egyptian jerboa)
Lineage: Eukaryota; Metazoa; Chordata; Mammalia; Rodentia; Dipodidae
Gene: Mterf1
Product: mitochondrial transcription termination factor 1
Exons: 2
Coding region: 144-1262 (372 amino acids)
Biological process (GO): regulation of DNA-templated transcription; termination of mitochondrial transcription
Cellular component (GO): mitochondrial matrix
Molecular function (GO): double-stranded DNA binding
Source: RefSeq, a predicted model, not a curated record